UUUAAAUUAGCAUUGGAGUGAAUUAAUUUUGUGAGUUACAAUGGCCCUACCCGCUAAUUACAAGCAAGUGGCGGUUCAAAUGCCCAGUCCACCAACCUCAAAUCAUUUGAUGUCGGCUGGUGCGCCCAUGACUUUCAACAUUUUAAAAGGUAACUUGCCUUUAACUACUGUACUGAUAUUCUAAUGCUCAUAAUAUUCGUAAAACUUAACUUUUAAGGAGUUAUUUUUAAUACUUGCUUAGAGCUCUACUCGCCACUAACACUAAUAUUAUAUCAACAUUGUCUUGUCUACAGUAGAUUUAACAUUUUUGAAAUUGUUAUACCAAAAUUCAUUUUAUUUAAAAGUAAACUAAAAUUAAAAACUGCCAUGUCAAAGGGUUCUUUAGGGUUAUAAGAAAUUAGUAUAUAAUGUUGGUUUGGAGUAAUACUUUCAGAUUGUAAAAUUGUGAGUUUACAGUAUUUUAAAUUGUGACCUUUGGGUCAUGUUGUGAAUAUCUUAAAUAAACUGAAAAUUAUUUUUUAAGUCAUAUUCAUUUGUGUUUGUAUAUUUCCAUUAAAAGAAAUUAUUAUAUUCACAAUCACAAUUUAGUUGAGUCAACCUUGCAGUAGCUGAUAAUAUUUACAUAAUUUUUUCUAACAUUUAGGCAUUAAGUAUAGUUCAUGCUAAUAAUAAAUAUGGAAACCACAGAGAGACUAAGAGCCUCCGGAAGUUCCAGCUCAAGUGCAAACAAGGAAACAAAUCCUUUUGUUUCAACUCCCAAUGGUAAUCCUAGUUUUGUACCUCAAAAGGCUGGAAAAACUACUGCGAAAACCGAAGCCAAAACUCCCAAACCACCUAAAGCGCCUGAAAAACCGCUGAUGCCGUACAUGAGAUACAGUCGCAAGGUGUGGGAUGCAGUGAAAGCUCAAAAUUCGGAUUUAAAGUUAUGGGAGAUUGGAAAAAUUAUUGGUCAAAUGUGGAGAGAUUUGCCAGAAGAGGAAAAACAAGAAUUUGUUGAAGAAUAUGAGCUUGAAAAGAUUGAAUAUGAGAAAUCUCUAAAAACAUAUCACAAUUCUCCAGCAUAUCAAGCUUAUAUUGCAGUGAAAAAUAAAGGAAAAUCAGUUGUCCAAGGUACUGAUGGAGAAACUCACGAGAGAGCCAGUGGAUCUUCGAAACAACAGGCUGCUGAUCGCAGAAUUGAAAUCCAGCCUGCUGAAGAUGAAGAUGAUCAAGAUGACGGGUUCUCAGUAAAACAUGUUGCCUAUGCCAGAUAUUUGCGAAACCACCGCCUGAUCAAUGAAAUUUUCUCUGAAUCGGCUGUGCCCGACGUUCGUUCCGUUGUGACAACACACCGCAUGCAAGUUUUGAAGAGGCAGGUACAGUCCUUGACAAUGCACCAAAAAAAAUUGGAAGCUGAGCUGCAGCAGAUCGAGGAAAAGUUCGAAGCUAAAAAGAGAAAAUUUGUUGAAAGCAGUGAACAAUUUCAAGAGGAAUUAAAAAAGCAUUGCAAGCCAGCUGUUGAUGAAGAGACAUUCAUGAAAUUGGUAGAAAGGCAGUAUGACGUUUUAAAGAAAGAAAGGCUAAAAAGCCAAGAUGAGAGUAAGAAAAUUGACGAGAACGGCACUUCCGACAAUUCGAAUGCCUCAUUGACAGAGAGUGGACAUAACCAGGAGACUAUGUCACAAGAAUCAAUGGACACUUCCCCAUCUGUACCAGCAGCUACUGUAGUAAAUGGUUCCGCUCAUCUCAUGGAUCAGUCUGAGAAACCUGAACAAAGUCCCCAGCAUACAGUCUCUUUUACCCCUCACGUUGCAGAACAGCACCCGUCACCUCAGCCACCCCCACCUCACACGAUAUCUAGCGAAUCUCAAGGCCAUGGUCCUGUAGGACCAAAUAUGCCCCCGCAGGUGCCACCCGCAUCUCAUACGAACCCUGGGGUUCAUACCCAUCAGCACCCACCACCUAUGGGCGGAACUCCACACCCUGGUCAUCCGGCGCACAUGCAACCAAGCGCAUCAUUACAACCCCCCCCAGCGCAAGCCCCACCCUCCCAUCAAAAUCCGAUGAUGCCACCUGCGCAAGUCCCUCAGUACCAGCAUCAGUAUCCACCAGGUACACCUCCCCAGCAGGGAGUUCCUUUGCCUCCUAGACCUCCCCAUUCCGGUUAUGCAGGCUAUCCAGCUCAGCAACAAGGUUAUCCACCACAUCCGCAGGGUUAUCCAACACAGUAUCCACCCUAUGGGCAUUAUCCCCACCAGGCAUAUGCCCAGUAUCCACAGCACAUGAACCGACCCCAUCCAUAUCCCCCUCAUGGCGCAACUCCGGAUGGGCAACCAUUAGGAAUUAAUGAACCAGGUGCCAUGUACGGCGCAGGAGGAGUGUCUGCUGAGAGCGAUAGAGGUAGCGAAGAAAGGGCUUCUGGUCCUCACGAUGAUGGUGGAAAAGCAGGUAAACGGGAAAGCGGCUCUGACAAGGAAAAGGAGGACAAGUGAGGUUCAAUAGUAGAUUAUUAAGGUCAUAAAUUAAGGUGAUGAAGCAUGUAGCAAUCAUAGAAUUUCAUAAUAUCCACAUUGUUGUCUAAAGUGUUCUCGGGCUUCUAUUUAGUUUUCUUCUUAAUAUUAUUUAGGUAGGGAUGGUGGAUUCAAUGAGGGAAUGAAUGUAUCACUUUGCAUUUAUCUAUCCUUUCGAGCAUAGAAUUAUAACCUAUAAAGUAUGUAUUUUUUAUUGAUUUAAUCAUUAAUUUGCGAAA
Cylas formicarius (sweet potato weevil) is the source of this 2728-nucleotide messenger RNA. RefSeq names its product SWI/SNF-related matrix-associated actin-dependent regulator of chromatin subfamily E member 1 (gene Bap111). Gene Ontology annotation, biological process: negative regulation of DNA-templated transcription. Lineage: Eukaryota; Metazoa; Arthropoda; Insecta; Coleoptera; Brentidae. The record is from RefSeq and is a predicted model, not a curated record. The transcript is spliced from 13 exons. Bases 660 to 2471 code for a protein of 603 amino acids. Gene Ontology annotation, molecular function: nucleosomal DNA binding; nuclear receptor binding. Gene Ontology annotation, cellular component: SWI/SNF complex.